Molecule: messenger RNA, 2461 nt
Organism: Camellia sinensis
Lineage: Eukaryota; Viridiplantae; Streptophyta; Magnoliopsida; Ericales; Theaceae
Source: RefSeq, a predicted model, not a curated record
UUGUUAUCUGAAGAAUGUUGGCUCCUUUUCAGUGCUACUACUACUGCUACUCUCUCUCUCUCUCUCCUCGCGCACACACAGCUUGAAGAAGAUGUCAGGAAGAAGAAGAGUUUCUGAUUCUUCCAUUAUUGGACGAAGAAGAAUUGCUGAUCAUAAUUGUCAAAAAGGUACAAUAUUUCCCUCAUUCUUAUUUCAUCUGUUUCGUUCUCUCUCUAACACCACCACAAGCCCUACUUCUCCUCCUCCUCCUCCUCCUGCUGCUGUAAUACCCAAACAACGAUGCAAUUUGGGUCCCAAUCAUCUUCAAUCUGCUUUAAUUUCGUUCAAUCGCAUGCUCCAAAUGCGACCUUUGCCCCCCAUUUAUCAAUUCAACAAAGCUUUAGGGCCUAUUACGAAAAUGGGUCAUUACGACAUCUCUCUUUCUCUUAUUCUCAACAAGCUGCUACAGUUCCAGGGCAUUCAGCUCGAUAUCUACACCUUCAACAUUGCUAUUAACUGUUAUUGCCGCCUUAAUCAAGUCCAUUUCGGCUUCUCUCUGUUAGGUUCCCUCUUCAAACGCGGUUUUACACCUGAUGCAACAACCUUCAACACUCUGAUUAAUGGACUUUUUUUGGAAGAUAAAACCCCUGAAGCUGUAGAGUUAUUUACGCAAUUAAUCAGAACUAGAGAAAUUGAACCCAACGUGGUUAUGUAUGGAACCAUUGUUAAUGGGCUCUGCAGAACCGGGAACACUAUCAGUGCUGUUAGUUUGCUUAGGAUAAUGGAAGAGGGAAGUUGUAAACCUGACACCGUAGUGUAUAACACAAUCAUUGAUAGUCUUUGCAAGGAUAGAAUGGUGGACGAUGCUGUGAAACUCUUUACAGAAAUGGAAGAAAAGGGUAUUUUCCCAGAUGUUGUCACUUAUACCUCUUUGAUUCAUGGCCUAUGUAAUUUUGGAAGGUGGAAGGAGGCUACCAAAAUGUUAAGAAAAAUGUUGGAUGCCAGUAUUUCUCCAAAUGUUCGUACAUUUAAUGUGUUCGUGGAUGCACUUACCAAGGAAGGGAAGGCAAAGGAGGCAGAGGAGGUACUUGAAGUCAUGAUACAAAGAGGUGUGGAUCCUAAUGUAGUCACAUACAGUACUCUAAUGGAUGGAUAUUGUUUGCAAGGCCACAUGGAUGAAGCAAUUAGAGUGUUCAAUACCAUGGUGGAUAGGGGCCUCCACCCUGAUGUUUUUAGCUAUGGCAUUCUAAUCAACGGAUAUUGCAAGAAGAUGAAAAUAAAUGAGGCCAUGUAUCUCUUUCGAGAAUUGCCUCGGAGGGGUUUGAAACCUAACACUGAAACCUUCAGUGCUAUCCUACGGGGCUUGUUUCAAUUAGGUAGAUGUGGAGCUGCUCAAAAACUUUUUAAUGAGAUGCAAACUGUAGGCAUAAUUCCAGAUUCUCAAACUUAUGGUAUCUUAUUAGAUGGGUUGUGCAAAAAUGGGCAUAUUUCUGAAGCAUUAUCAUUAUUCCACAUGAUGGAGCGGAACGGUUUAGAUCAUAAUGUUGUUAUGUACAGUAUUCUUAUUGACGGAUUUUGCAAGGAUAAAAAGCUUGAUACUGCAAGGGCCCUUUUCAAUAACCUUUCUUCCAAGGGAUUACAUCCCGAUGUUAAGACAUACAAUAUGAUGAUACAUGGUCUUUGUGAAGAAGGCCUAUUGCAUGAAGCUAAGGAGUUGUUUGUUAAAAUGGAACAGAGUGGUUGCUUGGCAGAUGGUGUCACUUACAACACUAUUAUCCGAGGAUUUAUUGGACACAACAAGUGCUAUGAGGCAUUAAUACUUGCUGAGGAAAUGGUUGAAAGGGGUUUUUCAGCAGAUGCAUCCACUUUUCCCAUGAUCAUAGAUAUACUCUCAACUAAAGGACAAGAUCCUGCUCUCCAUGAAGUGAUAAAGAAGUUCAUGCACAAAGAUAGUCAUGGCAUGCAAGAGAAAGAGUAAAUUUCUUAAGAUAUGAAGGUAAGGCUAGGUGAAACCGAUGUUUUUGGGUUGAUGUUGAUAAAAGCUUUAUGGCAACGUCCUUCAACUACAGUGUCUUGUAAAGAAAUAGGAGAACACGGUUGGAUAGUCAACUAAUUUACCAUCAAUCAGAUCACACAUCAUAUGAAGCGAGUUUUUAAGAGCCUGUGAAAUAUACUCAGCGACAAACUCAGCAUGCAGUUGAAGUUCUAGGCUGACCAAACUGAGUCCUUCUGCAUUUGCUUUGAUUCAAUAUGUUACUAUUUCCCUUAGCAUAAACCAGAUGUACUUGGUAUUUUUAAGAGUCUUUGUACACUGAAGCAUUACAUGUUUAGCUUUGAAUGUCCUCGUAGCAAAUUAUGAUCUCAAAUCCUGGCUGGAGAUUUUUCCAUUUUUUUUUUUUUUCUGAAUGAGUGCUGGAGUUACUGAAUGUUAUAUAAGAAUUUUCUUAUAUGAAUUUAUUGUCAGAUUGAUAAUUAAAUUGGA